Cynocephalus volans (Philippine flying lemur) is the source of this 2117-nucleotide messenger RNA. RefSeq names its product zinc finger protein 717-like. Gene Ontology annotation, molecular function: RNA polymerase II cis-regulatory region sequence-specific DNA binding; DNA-binding transcription factor activity, RNA polymerase II-specific. The record is from RefSeq and is a predicted model, not a curated record. NCBI's taxonomy places the organism in Eukaryota, Metazoa, Chordata, Mammalia, Dermoptera, Cynocephalidae. Bases 1 to 1893 code for a protein of 630 amino acids. Gene Ontology annotation, biological process: regulation of transcription by RNA polymerase II. Gene Ontology annotation, cellular component: nucleus. The transcript is spliced from 6 exons.
AUGGGAAGGGCUUUUCCGGGUAUCUUGUGCGCAUGUGCAGCUACGCCCACACCGCCAUAUUUUGUCUGGAAAUUCCGGAUGCCACAGAAGCCCCAGCGGUGCUCCUCAGAUACUGGGUUUGGAUUGUGCGUCCCUGAAGCUAUGCUGCCACAGUGCACUGUGGGUUUACAAGAGCAACAAAAGGUGAAUAACUCUCUGGAGUUGGUGUCAUUUGAGGAUGUGGCUGUGGACUUCACCUGGGAAGAGUGGCAGGAACUGAAUGACGCUCAGAGGACUUUGUACAGGGAUGUGAUGCUGGAGACCUACAGCAACUUUGUAUCACUGAACUUCCAGAUAGAUAAUGACCUAGUGGAGAGGAACCAAGAAAGUCAUCAAAGAUGUUUGCAGAAAAUUGUAAUCACAAACAGUAACACAUCAGCUGAGGAGAGAGUUGUGUUAGGAAAAUCAUUUUAUUUGAAUUCACAUCAUAUUUUAAAACUGAUUAUAAAUAGUGGAAACUAUUCAGGAAAGGGACCUGAGGAGUUUUGCGUAUGUCAGAAUUCACUUCUUCUUCAAGAGCCUGAUGAGAUGCCUGCUGGAGAGAAACUUGAUCUCCAUGAUGUAACUGGAAAUUUGCCCAGAUAUCAUGAGCAUCUUAGUCAGCAUCCCAAUAUUCAAACUGGGAAGCAGCCUUUAGAAUACAGUGGAAAAGGGAAAUCCUCCAACACAGAGCCUAUAAUAUUUACAUAUAAAAAGAUUCAUAUGGAUGAGACCACCAAUAAGUAUAACAAAUAUGAAAAAGUGUGUGGUAACUCAGCUGUCAUUGCCCAAAGAUCUCAAACAGGUGAGAAUCUACAUGAAUGUAAAGAAUUUGGAAGAGAUUAUAACCAAAAGUCUCAUCUCAGCCACCAUCAGAGAAUUCACACAGGUGAGAAACUGUAUGAAUGUAAAGACUGUGGAAAAACUUUUCACUGGAAGUCACUCCUCAGCAGCCAUCAGAUAACUCACACAGGUGAGAAACCAUACGAAUGUGAAGAAUGUGGAAAAGGUUUUAAACAAAAGUCAAUUCUCAGCAUGCAUCAGAGAAUACACACAGGUGAGAAACCAUAUGAAUGUAAAGAAUGUGGAAAAGCUUUUAACCAAAAGUCAUGCCUCAGCAUGCAUCAGAGAAUUCACACAGGAGAGAAACCAUAUGAAUGCAAAGAAUGUGGAAAAGCUUUUAUCCGAAAGGCAGAUCUCAUCAGGCAUGAGAGAACUCACACAGGUGAGAAACUGUACAAAUGUAAAGUAUGUGGAAAAGCUUUUAGUGAAAAGUCAUACCUCAGCAUUCAUCAGAGAAUUCACACAGGUGAGAAACCAUAUGAAUGUAAAGACUGUGGAAAAUCUUUUAUCCAAAAGUCAAAGUUCAGCAGACAUGAGAGAACUCACACAGGUGAGAAACCAUAUGAAUGUAAAGAAUGUGGAAAAACUUUUAACCGAAAGUCAUUCCUCAGCAUUCAUCAGAGAAUUCACACAGGUGACAAAUCAUACGAAUGUAAAGACUGUGGAAAAGCUUUUACCCAAAAGUCAGACAUCAGCAGGCAUGAGAGAAUUCACACAGGUGAGAAACCAUAUGAAUGUAAAGACUGUGGGAAAGCUUUUACCCAAAAGUCAAACCUCAGAAUUCAUCAGAGAACUCACACUGGUGAGAAACCAUAUGAAUGUAAGGAGUGCAGAAAAGCUUUUACCCAAAAAUCAUACCUCAGCAUUCAUCAGAGAAUUCACAAAGAUGAGAAACCAUAUGAAUGCAAAGAAUGUGGAAAAGCUUUUACCCAAAAGUCAAACCUCAGCAGCCAUCAGAGAAUUUGCAAAGGUGCAAAACCAUGUGAAUGUAAGGAACAUGAGAAAACAGUUUACUGUAUCUCACCACAAUAGACCUGUACAAAUUCAUGCAUGGGAAAAUCCCAAUUAUUUUGAUGACUGGGAAAAGGUUUUUCCAUAAAUCACACUUCAGGUUUCAUCACAGAACUUACACCUUGGUAUUGGAGGUUCGCUCCAGGAGCCCCUGUUGAUGUAAACACUUAAAAAUGAUCAAGCACCUUCUAUAAAUGGUGUACUGUUUCAAUAUUACCUAUGCACUUUUUUUGUGUCCUUUUCAU